Messenger RNA from Hydra vulgaris (swiftwater hydra), 4079 nucleotides. The record is from RefSeq and is a predicted model, not a curated record. NCBI's taxonomy places the organism in Eukaryota, Metazoa, Cnidaria, Hydrozoa, Anthoathecata, Hydridae.
UUUUGUAAUAUUAUAUUUAUUUUUAAUAGUCUUUAUUAAGGUGAAAAAUAAUGUCUAGUACAGAAGAAGACGAACCUCAACUUAAACGGAGACGUGGAGUGGUUCAUGAGGAAAAUUACCAACGCAAUAAACACAGUUGUGCGUUUUCUGUUAAACCUAUGUGAUAGGAAAAAGUUUUCAAGUAUCAUUCACAAUUUUCCUGUUCAAGGACAUUCCUACUCGGCCUGUGAUCAAGACUUUGGUACCAUAAAACGUUUGUUAAGGCAAGUUGACCGUAUAUAUACAUGCUGAACUUAUUUUGAAGGCUAGUACCAAAAAUCAUUUUUCAGUUUACCAAGUGAAAACAGAAGACAUUUUAAGUUUUAAGCAGUGGUGGCCAAAAUUAUACAAAAAAAUUACGAAUUCUUAUGAAACAUUUGGAAGAGGGGUUCCAAAAGAAGAAAAAGAAAGUUAAGAAAGCCAUCUCUGAGUUACCCUCAGAGAUGGGUUACUCUUCAGGACAGGUAAAUUUAUGUAAAAAUUCAUACUUUCUUUACUUUUAACUUAUCUUUAGGUCAAAUUUUUUAUAGGUACCCAUUAACAACAAAAAGAUGGUCGAUUUGCAGAAACUAAAACCUUACUUGAUUGGGUACGAACACUUUUAUGACCGAAUCUUUGAAUGGACAACCACAGAUAGAGAAACUCGUGAUGAUCCCGUUGGAGAUUAGCAAGCGUAUAUUUGAUACUUGAUGGAAGAAAUUGAGGCAGAACUUGAAAUUGAGCAUACAAACCUUGAAUCGUCUAGUUAUAAUAAUCAUUGUGAGUUUGAUCCAUUAGCUGUGCAAUGUUUUCUGAACAACAUAAUACAAGCUGCUGAACGUAAUGUUGGUUUUGAAGAUCAUAUUGUAAAAAUUCUUGUUGAUUUUUGCUAUCAUAAUUGUAUUGUUUUGCCAUCUUCAUCCCUUAUAACAAGUCUAAACUAUCUAUCCAUAAAUUCUCUUGAAAAUGAUUUGUUAACAGACCAGAAUUUAUUAUGGUCAAAGUUACUAAUAAAAAUGCGAAAUGGACUUACUAACAUGUUAGCUUCAUUACCUAUGACCAAUAUAAAUAUGAAUUCCUCACAUUUUGAAUUUGUAGAUUUUUUAAAUAAAAGACGAUUCUAUCUCUUUCAGUUAUUGAAUGUUUUGCUUUCUUUUAAUGAAACCAUGUCAUUAUAUUGCAAAGUGCGAGAGAACCAACUUUUAUUAAAUCAAUUUGAUAACAAUGAUAAUUCAGUUAAAGCAUUAUCUAACCUAGAAAGAGCUAUGGAACAUCAUCAUAUUAUGUUAAAUGAAGAUUUAAAGUUAAUUCAAUCUAUUUUUAUAGAUGAGUUGGAUGUUUCUUCAAUGAACAGACUGUUAGCAGUAUAUUCAAAAGAUAUAUGCUCUAAAUUAAGAGAGUUUACUGUAUUUUAUUCGAAUGAUCAUUAUAUGAAUGACUGCAAAGUUUUUACAAUAAAAGAUUUAAAAUUGUUUGCAAAAGUUUUCACAAUUCUACAAAAGUGGCAUGAACAAAUCAAAACAUUAGUUGUCCAUUUAAAUGAUGGAAAAGUGCAAAAUAACAAAUUUCUUUUUGAGGUUUAUGAAGAUAUUGGAGAGCAUUUGCAAUGGGAAAAAGAAUUAAAUGAGUUCUACCCUGCUUUGAAUGCUUCUGUUGUAUCUUAUCUAAAAUGUUUGCCAAAUGCAAUUUUUCAAGAUUCAGAUUUUUUAAAAAUGGUUUAUAUUUCUGAUGAAUUAUUACUAAUAAAUCCAGCUUAUCCAAAAAAAGUUAGCUUUAAAUGCAGCCAAUUUCUCACUUUGAUAUUUGAAAUGUUAGUGUUCACAAAAGUAAAAGAUAUAUCAGAAACCAUUCACGCAACAAUCAGUGAUGUCUUUGAUCAAUAUUAUAAUCAUCUUAAGCAGAUUUAUGAUAGUUUUAACACAUCAGAGAAAAAGAACAUUGAUAUUCUCAAUAUGAUUUUAUGCGACAGCGUUCUCUUGGAAAGUAUAUUAACACAAUGGGAUGAAAAUGAGUUUAAAAAAAGACAUGGUGUUUACUAUUUGCUGAUUCAAAAGUUUAAAAACUUAAAGACUGAACUAAUCAGUUUGAUAAGUACGUACCACUUGUUCACUUUAAGAUCAGCACUUGUUUAUGAUGUUCAUUCAAACAACUGGAAUGAAGAACGGAAGUUUUAUGAAGAUGAAAGAUGCUCAUUUCCAGUACAAAUGUGGAACUUUUAUAUACGUGGUGUAGUAUAUGAUUUGAUUGAUAUGAUGCCACAUAUGUUUUACUAUGAAAUUCUUUAUAAAAUAUCUAAAGAAAUGCUAAUAUUCUUUACUGCAAGAUAUUCUAUUGUCAAGCCUUCUUAUUAUAGACUUUCCCAACUUAAGGUUGACCUAAUUGUUUUGUUAAAGUCUUUUCAAUGGCUGUGCUUUCAUUUGAUGGAUGAUGACACAGAAUUUUUCAAUAAAGCGGGAAAGUUUAAAUUAUUUCAUGCACUUCUCACAACUCUUACUCAUAUUAUGACCAUUCUAUUGGCUCCUUUAAAUUUGAUAGCUGAUUUCUUUGGAAAAAAAAGCUUUAGCGAGAUACAUAAUUUACACUGGAGAGAUUUUGUUUUAAAUAUGAGUUCAGAUGAGAAAAUGCUUGUAAUUUUGGAAAUUUUAACAAACAAGCCAUGUUUUAAUAAAAGACUUCUUUUAAAGCUUCUCAUGUGGAAUAAUGUGGAAUUACCAAUAUCAAUAUGUCAUUACUCAAGUUAUCUAUUAAAUGCUACAAUUGCAGAAAGCACAACUCAGAACAUAAAUUGUAUGUUUGUAACUGAGAAGGUUGUGAAAUUUCAAUCAAUAAAGAAGAAACAGAUAGCACAUUGUUUUUAUGAUAUUUUUUUAAGCUAUUCUCACACGUCAUUUAUUUUUUUUAUGGCAAGCAUGAUAAAAGAUGAUUAUUCAAAAAGUUUCAAGAAAAAUGAUGUUGAGGAGUUGCCAUUAUGGUUGCAACUUAUUGCUGAUAAUAUAAGCUCUGUUUUGAAAAGAAUUUUAAAGCCAGCUUUUGAGUUAAUUUUUGAAAAAGAUCGAAUUCGAGCUACACCUUCAUUUAAUUUUACAAAUAUUCAAUCACUUCCAUGUGGUUGUGCUACAGCUCCAGGAGAUGAAGAGAAAGCCUUUCAAAGUUGGCCUAUACAGUUGCAUGAUUGUUUGGUGCUUACUUUAAAUUCUUUGGUUGAUAACAUUGCUAUCUUUCCAAAAGUUAUAUGGGUUUUAUUGGUUUAUGUUAGAGAUGAGUGCAAUUUUGCACCUUCAUGGAUUAAACAGAAGCAACUUGGAACCAAAGUACUUGCUUCUUUGCUGUAUAAUUGGUUAUCAAAUCCGUAUAAUAUUACAUAUCAUUCUUAUAAUGCUAAUAUUUCACCAGAAACACUUGACAAAGUUAAAAUGUUUUCUGAAUUACUGUGGCAUGUUGUGUAUAAUUUGACUCAUGAUGUUACAGAAAAUCCAAAAGUUUCAAUGGAUGUAUACAAAUAUUUGCAAAGUUCGUCAGAGAUAAUCAUGAAAAAGCUUUCUGAUUUAGAUGCAUGGUGUAAUCUCAAGAAACAUGAAAUUGAUUUAAAUGAAGGCAAUCAUCUUCUUAUUGAGAAAAAAAAUGAUUCAUUGCAAUUUAUUUAUUCAUUAUUGAAGCAUAAUAAGGUAUCUGUGAAAGAAAUUAUUAUAAAUAAAAAUGCUGUCAGCAUUGAAAAGCUGCACGAGAAUUUUAAUACAUUACUCAAAACUCCGGAAAUCGAUUUUAAUCCUUUAUCUGAGUUUAAAAUGGUUGGUGAGGAAUGCUUAGAGUAUACUGAAUUGGCUCUCUCUGAUUAUGAUUGGAAUAUGUUUUUUCCGAUGGUUCCUUUCUCUAAAUGGAAAACUCUGCUGAUGAAUAAAUUUCAGUUUCAAGAAUCUGCCGAGAGUACGUUAUUUGAACAUGAAAAGGAUGCUAUUAAAAAGAUUAAAAAAUUUAUAACAUUAAAUUUAUAACAUUAAAUGAGAAAAUUAUUGUAAAGUAAUAAAAGUAAAUAGAACAAAUAUUAUUUAAAUAAUUUUAAU